AUGCGAGGUCAGGCCCCCCAGCCUGGCCCGACAGACCCCCUCAAUAUCACGCUACCGCGCAUUCCUCCGUCUGCCCGCCCUGUUGCCUCUAACGUGAAGGCGCACACCCUGUUUGCUUCUCUCAACAUCAACGGACUCCGCUCCCGUUCGGGCGCGCGGAAAUUCGACCAGGUUUGGCAGCUCAUGCGAGAAAGACGCAUUGGUAUCCUCGCCAUCCAAGAAGCCCACCUGUCCAGCGAGCAAGCUGACGCCCUCUCCGGCCAUUAUAAGCGCCUCCGCUUCCUUGUGUCCCCGACACCCAACCACGCCUCCUCCAUGGGCGGCGUCGCCUUCGUCCUGAACAAAGACGUAGUUGACGCUUCUGACGACAACAUAUCUUUCAAUGUCAUUGUACCCGGCCGCGCUGCUACCUUGGAUAUUGGCUGGCACACAACGCGCCGCGUCUCUAUCCUCAACAUUUAUGCCCCAUCCAACAACCCAGCCGACAAGCGCUCCUUCUAUACAUCUCUCUACGACUCUUGGAUCGACCGCGAGCGUUUCGCACCCGACGUCAUGCUCGGCGACUUCAACAUUGUGGAAGCUUCCCUCGACCGCUUCCCCCCGCACACAGACGACGCGGCAGCCGUCCACGCCCUCUCCCGCCUCAUCACCCUCUUCCGUCUCGAAGACGGUUACCGGCGGACCUUCCCCACGUCCCCAGCCUUCACCUUUGAACGCAACUCGGCCGAGGGUCUCACCUCCGCCCGCCUCGACCGAGUGUACGUAUCUGACGAAAUCCUACGCUCGAGCCAUUCUUGGAACAUCCACGAAUCCCCGAUCGAAUCUGAUCACAAGCUCGUCUCCUUCACUAUGGUCGACGAGCAACUCCCCUUCAUCGGGCGUGGACGCUACGCCCUGCCCGACCGCGCUCUCAACGACGAAGUCUUCCUUCGCGAAGUGGAGAAGUUAGGAUCAGACGCCCUAACCGCUAUGCGAGCUAUCGACCCCGUCUCCCGCUCUCGCACGAACAACGCCCCGCUCAUCUGGAAAAGGGACUUCAAAGACAAAGUUAUGCGUCUUGCGCGCUCCCGCAUGAAAACCACCUUCCGCCACUCGACGGAAGGCCGACUUCAAAACCUCUACGCCCAGCGCGACUCCGUCCUCAAGGAAGCUACCCACCUCGGCGCCAGCCUUGACGGCCUCGCCCUCGCGGAAAUCAACUCCCGAAUCCGGUCCCUAGAAGCCACCGCCUUUGCGAACAGACGCCUCGCCGUCGAAGCCCGCGACCGCGUGGAAGGCGGCCGCCCAGGCAAAUACUUCUCUGCCAUCCACAACCCCAAGGCGCCUAGAGAUGUCGUCUUUAGACUUCGCUCCCCCGCACCGACCCCCGGAAGAUCACCCCAUGUCACAAAAUCCAGCGAGAUGGCCGAACUCGCCCGAAACUACCACGAGUCUCGCCAAUCCGUCGCCCCCUGUCCGCCACCCGCCACCACGCGACAGCGAACCGCCAGGCUCGAACCCUUCAUCGAACGCCGCCUGUCUGAAGAACAGAAAGCCAAACUCGACACAGCUAUCACCCCCGACUCCCUCUCCAACGUGCUACACAAGGCCAAGUCCGCCUCGGCACCCGGCCUCGACGGCUUGGGCUACGCCUUCUACAAAACCCUCGUCUCCCGCUUCGAAGCCGCUCCCCCUGUACCUACGAACCACUCCCCCUCUUUCGAUGUACUCGCCGCUCUAGCCCUAGUCCACAAUGACAUUGCCUCACACUCUCCAGACGACUAUUGUCCCGAAGCCAACUUUGCUGAAGCCUGGAUGGCUCUCCUAUUCAAAAAAGGUGAACGUGAUCGUACCGAAAACUACCGCCCGAUUUCCUGCCUGAACUGUGACUACAAACUGCUCGAAGCCGAACGCGCGCUGCGCCUGUGCGACGUUAUCGGUUCCAUCAUACAACCUGACCAAGCCGGCUUCGUUCCCGGUCGAUCCAUCUUUGACCAAACACAGCUUGUCCGCCUAGUCCUCGAGAUGGCGGAUGCCUAUGACAUCCAAGGCUCCAUUAUAGCCCUCGACCAAGAAAAGGCGUACGACCGUAUACUACACCCCUACCUCCUUGACGUCCUCCGCAUGUACAACCUUCCUGAAUCGUUUGUCAACCUUGUCCAGGUUCUCUACACAGGUGCCUCGACGAAAGUCAUGAUUAAUGGCGUACUCAGCUCGCCCUUUGACGUCACGAGAGGUGUCCGCCAGGGCGGCCCACUCUCCUGCCUGCUCUUCAUCAUAGCCAUCGAACCCCUCGCCUCUAUGCUACGGCUAUCGGAUCUUAAAGGUGUCACCGUCCAUAACUCCACGAGACGCCUCAUUGCGUCCCUUUUCGCAGACGACACCACCGUAUUCCUCGACGCCACUGACCGCCUUGAUGACCUCUUCACCAUCCUCGACUCGUGGUGCCUAGCUUCCGGUGCGAAGUUCAACAUCUCGAAGACCUGCAUCAUUCCCCUUGGUUCCCCAGACCACAGAACGACCGUCCUGGAAUCCAGGCGACUACACCCCGACCAUGAUCCUGUUCCGGCUAACAUCCCAAUCCUCCGCGACCGCGACCACACGCGAGUCCUUGGCGCUUUCGUCGGAAACGACAUUCGCGAGGAUCUGCCCUGGGGCCCUCUCGUUUCUAAAGCACGCGCCUUUUUUGCCAAGUACGCUAACCAUAUCGCGUAUCCCGACCUCCAGUCACGCACGAAUCUCGUCUCCCUAUACAUCGGCCAAACUACCCAAUAUCUCACUCGUAGAAGUAGGCCAUGA
Molecule: messenger RNA, 2778 nt
Organism: Peniophora sp. CBMAI 1063
Lineage: Eukaryota; Fungi; Basidiomycota; Agaricomycetes; Russulales; Peniophoraceae
Source: the annotation of a GenBank genome assembly